AUGGAUCUUUCCCGAGUCAUCAAGCCCUGGAAAUUGUCACCUCCGAAGACUCUGGUCUUCGUGAACGCGACUAUCAUCGAUCCCGUCGAAGGGCAAUUGAUCCAAAAUGCCACUGUCAGGAUAUCUGGAGGAAAGAUCGUCCAAAUCGACACAACUGGCUCCGAGACUGCAAAGGAGGGUGUAAAUGACAGCGAAAUCCUCGAUCUUAGCGGAAAGUACCUGUGCCCAGGCCUGAUUGAUUGCCAUGUACACAUUGCGGUGACUCCAGGCGAAGCAGAUCUGCGGGCAUACAAGGAUAUGACCGAGCGAAUCAGUCUUCUCCGACAGCCACAUGUCCUCAAGACCAUGCUAGAGCGCGGAUUCACCUCCAUCCGAGACUGCGGUGGCGCCAGUCUUGCCGUGAAAGAGGCCAUUGAGGAAGGCGUUGUACCAGGUCCUCGACUAUUCAUCGCUGGCUUUGCGCUCUCCCAGACUGGUGGACAUGGUGAUAUGCGCGGUCCACACGAAGGUCAGCUCUGCUGCGGUGGAUCAAUUUCUGGUAUUAGCAGGAUUGUCGACGGACCAGCCGAGUGCUACAAAUUCGCACGCGACGAACUUCGACAGGGAGCAGACUUCAUCAAGAUCAUGGGCGGAGGCGGCGUGGCCAGUCCUACCGACCGCAUCGAACAUGUGCAGUUCUCAGACGAGGAGAUCAAGGCCAUCGUCACCGUUGCGCAGAAUGCGGGAACAUAUGUGACCAGCCACAGCUACACACCCCGAGCCAUUCAGCAAGCCAUCAAGCUAGGUGUCCGCGGCAUCGAACACGGUAACCUGAUCGACUUGGAGACAGCGCAGCUGAUGGCCGAGAAGGGGGCAUUCCUCACGCCUACUCUCAUCGCCCACGUCAUGUCCAAGCAGAUGAACUUCCUACCACCAGAUGGCGCAGCCAAAAACGACGAAGUUCUCGAGAAGGGACUGCGAGCGAUGAAAAUGGCUGUUGACACCGGUGUCACCGUCUGUUUCGGCACUGAUCUCCUAGGCCCGAUGCAUUUCGCUCAAAGCAAGGAGUUUUCCGUCCGUAGCAAGGUUCUGACCCCAAUUCAGAUCCUGCAGAGUGCUACUAUCAAUGCUGCUCGUCUUCUCAUGCAAGAAGACCGACUGGGUCAGAUCCGGGAAGGCUUUGCGGCGGAUCUGCUGAUUCUGGAUGCAAACCCAUUGGAGGAUAUCACGGUUCUGGACCGGAGUGAGCAAAGUAUUCUUGGUGUUGUGAAGGAUGGGAGAGUUAUGACGUCCCGAUGGGAAAAGCUGAGCACAGACGCAUGA
Penicillium daleae is the source of this 1302-nucleotide messenger RNA. RefSeq names its product metal-dependent hydrolase family protein. The record is from RefSeq and is a predicted model, not a curated record. The coding region runs from base 1 to 1302 and encodes 433 amino acids. The transcript has a single exon. Gene Ontology annotation, molecular function: hydrolase activity, acting on carbon-nitrogen (but not peptide) bonds. Lineage: Eukaryota; Fungi; Ascomycota; Eurotiomycetes; Eurotiales; Aspergillaceae.